CUGCUGGAGAAAGGAAGAGAAGUUUGUCUUCAGUCAGUAAUCUUAAGUUUGAACAACGCCGGAGCCGGUUGCCCCUAGAAGGUGGAAGAUAGUUGGGUGUGAGAUUUGGAGUGGAUCUUGCUUAACUAAAUGCCUUUGGGGAUUUGUGGGGAUAGCAAAGAGUUUUCUUCGAAAGUGCUACUUCAAGCGAAUGGGAGUAUCUUCCUACAUGCUUGGUUAAGGACUUCAGCUCCCCCUCCCAAACCACCUAGAAGACAGGGAGGCUGGGCGGAUGAUUCCAUGAAGAAUUCAAAGUUAGGAAAGAAGGCUUCUGAAGAAAUAGAAGAUCAUCGCCUCAGACAGCAGAGCCUGGAUGGAUCAGAUGACGGGGGAGACAUUCCCGUUAUUCCGGAUCUGGAAGAAGUACAGGAAGAAGACUUUGUUUUGCAAGUGGCAGCCCCGCCCAGCAUCCAGGUAAACCGGGUGAUGACCUACCGUGAUCUGGACAAUGACCUCAUGAAGUACUCUGCCUUCCAGACCUUGGAUGGCGAGAUUGACCUGAAGCUUCUCACCAAAGUCCUUGCACCAGAGCAUGAGGUUCGAGAGGAUGAUGUCAGCUGGGACUGGGACCUCCUGUACACUGAGGUAUCCUCAGAGCUCCUCACUGAGUGGGACCAGCUGCAGACGGAGAAGGAGGACCCUAUAGGCCAGCCCAGGCACACCUGACCCGGAACCUCUGCUUUGGACUUGAGAAAAUGCAUUAAGCACACAACUAAAGAAGCUUGCAAACAGCUUAGAUUUUUUUAUAUGGAAUAUUUUUUAAUACAAAUACUUAUUUUCAGUAGACCACAUUGGAUCAUUCAGUUAUAAUAAAUUGCUUUAUUCUG
Molecule: messenger RNA, 866 nt
Organism: Tupaia belangeri chinensis (Chinese tree shrew)
Lineage: Eukaryota; Metazoa; Chordata; Mammalia; Scandentia; Tupaiidae
Gene: IFT43
Product: intraflagellar transport 43
Exons: 9
Coding region: 130-705 (191 amino acids)
Biological process (GO): intraciliary retrograde transport
Cellular component (GO): intraciliary transport particle A; cilium
Source: RefSeq, a predicted model, not a curated record